Molecule: messenger RNA, 965 nt
Organism: Priapulus caudatus
Lineage: Eukaryota; Metazoa; Priapulida; Priapulimorpha; Priapulimorphida; Priapulidae
Product: ras-related protein Rab-27A-like
Exons: 5
Coding region: 277-957 (226 amino acids)
Biological process (GO): melanosome transport; positive regulation of exocytosis
Cellular component (GO): melanosome; secretory granule
Molecular function (GO): GTPase activity; GTP binding
Source: RefSeq, a predicted model, not a curated record
UAGUGCACUCGGUGGCGUGUCCUCAUGUAUCCGUGUGUUUAAACCGCGUGCGUGUGUUGGAGUGUGGAGGUCACGGCAGACGUUAGCUGCAUUGAUUCUCAAUUACCCUGGUAGCCAGGCGACAAUUAUAUCAUGACAACGCUCACCUAAACUGUGAAGAGAGAGACUGGUUGACUGUGUGAGUUGCUCGUUAACCUUCCCGAAAUGUGUUGAACCUGGCUGGCUUCCCAGAAAAACACGUGAGCUCCUGGUAAAGACUUAUAGUAUGAUGACCGUAUGAAGAUGGGCGACGCGAAGGACCUUCAUUCGACAGACUACGACUUCCUCAUCAAGUUCCUGGCGCUAGGAGACUCUGGUGUGGGCAAGACAAGCUUCCUGUACCAGUACACAGAUGGCGUCUUCAACUCCAAGUUCAUAUCAACAGUCGGCAUCGACUUCCGGGAGAAGCGAGUGGUACACAGGUCGGCAGGAGCUGACGGCUUCGCGGGAAGGAGUCAGAGAGUGCAUCUGCAACUGUGGGACACGGCAGGCCAAGAAAGGUUUCGCAGCCUGACGACGGCGUUCUUCCGCGACGCGAUGGGCUUCCUCGUGUUGUUCGAUCUGACCAGUGAACAGUCGCUGGUGAACAUACGCAACUGGCUCGACCAGCUGAGAACUCAUGCCUACUGUGAUAACCCGGACGUCGUGCUGUGUGGCAACAAGUGCGAUCUGGAGGACAAGCGAGCCGUCACCGAGGAGAAGGCCAAGGAGGUCGCCGAGCGAUAUGGGUUGCAGUACUUUGAGACGAGCGCUGCGACGGGCCAGAACGUUGCCAAGGCGACCGAGACGCUACUCGACCUCGUCAUGGUGCGCAUGGAGCGGAGUCUGGACAAGUCCGGCCUGCCGCACGCCGGCGACCACGGCGCAGACGUCGGCAGCAGUGCGCAGGAUGGCAGGCCGUCAAAGUGCUCCUGCUGAGUGCUGGU